This is a messenger RNA of Coniophora puteana RWD-64-598 SS2, 1704 nucleotides long. RefSeq names its product delta 9-fatty acid desaturase protein. Gene Ontology annotation, cellular component: endoplasmic reticulum membrane. The coding region runs from base 75 to 1526 and encodes 483 amino acids. Gene Ontology annotation, biological process: unsaturated fatty acid biosynthetic process. The transcript has 6 exons. The record is from RefSeq and is a predicted model, not a curated record. Lineage: Eukaryota; Fungi; Basidiomycota; Agaricomycetes; Boletales; Coniophoraceae. Gene Ontology annotation, molecular function: iron ion binding; stearoyl-CoA 9-desaturase activity.
GGAAUUCACCGUACAUAUAUACCUGCGUCCUCCCUCUGUGAUGUCUGUCACGUCUCCCUCCGACAACCACCACCAUGUCUCCAGUACCACCGUCGAACGGUCCUCCCCCAAUCGACGCCGCCACCUCCCCCGCCACACCCACAAUAUCUCAUCCGAAGCCCAACGGCGAGGGAGAGCCCGCAGACGCCAGCCUUCCGGACAACUAUGUCACGUACCAGCUCAGCCGCCAGACACCCCUGCCUCCCAUCACUUGGGGCAACUGGUACAAGGAGCUUAACCUACUCCACUUUGCUGUUCUUGGGCUCACCCCGCUCUUGGGCAUCAUUGGCGCGUUCACAGUCAGCUUGCGCUGGGAGACGGCGGUCUGGUCUGUCAUCUACUACUUCAUGACCGCAGUUGGCAUUACCGCAGGAUACCAUCGACUCUGGGCUCAUCGUUCCUAUAAUGCAUCGAAGCCUCUCCAGUAUUUCCUUUCCAUUCUUGGUGCGGGUGCCGUUCAGGGCUCCAUCAGGUGGUGGGCGCGCGGACAUCGCGCCCACCAUCGGUAUACCGACACCGACCUCGAUCCUUAUAGCGCACACAGGGGCCUUCUCUGGUCGCACAUCGGCUGGAUGGUUUUCAAGCCUCGUCGCAAUCCCGGUGUCGCCGACAUUAGCGACUUGUCCAAGAACGAGAUUGUCAGGUGGCAACACCGCCAUUACCUCCAGCUUGUCGUUCUCAUGGGCUACAUAUUCCCCACUGUUGUCGCUGGCUUGGGGUGGGGUGACUGGAAGGGUGGUUACGUCUAUGCUGGUCUUCUGAGACUGUUUUUUGUCCAUCAGUCUACGUUUUGUGUCAACUCUCUCGCGCAUUACCUUGGAGAUGCCCCUUUCGACGACAAACACACUCCGCGGGACCAUCUCAUCACUGCGCUGUGCACCGUUGGUGAAGGUUACCACAACUUUCAUCAUCAGUUUCCUAUGGACUACCGCAACGCCAUCAAGUGGUAUCAGUAUGAUCCCACCAAGUGGACGAUAUGGGUUACGAGCAAGUUGGGUUUGUCAUCUCACUUGAAGGUGUUUCCUGACAACGAGGUUCGCAAGGGUCAGCUUACCAUGCAGCUUAAGAACCUCCGCGAAGUGCAAGAGAAGCUGAGCUGGCCUUCGGAUAACAGCCAUCUCCCUGUUAUUUCUUGGGAAAGCUACCUGCAGCAAGCCCAGUCACGGCCACUGAUUUGCAUCGCCGGGUUUAUUCAUGAUGUCGAGGACUUCCUGGACCAGCACCCAGGCGGUCGUCACUUGCUCACGAAAUACAUCGGCCGAGACGCCACUACUGCCUUCUUUGGAGGUGUUUACGAGCAUAGCAAUGCUGCACACAACCUGCUCUCCAUGAAGCGUGUUGGAGUCUUACACGGUGGAGCCCCUCAUGGACUGGAGGACAAGGCUAUCCCUCCAAGUCAACGUCUCAGGAUCGCUCGUUACAACGAAAUGAGUGGAAGUGGUUACAGUUCCGGUGCUCUCUCAGACGGUGAUGGUUUUAUGGCGUAAGGACCGAGUUCACAAUGAUUGUUUUCACGGACAUUGGUGCUUCGCGGAGGGUGUUUAUGAGUUCUUCUUUUAGGUUAAUACAUAGACUAAUCGAUAUGAUGAACAAAGAACCCUACUUGCAUUGUAACUUCACCUUGCCUAUGAUAGAUACUACGCCCGCAAUAAAAGCUGAUCCGAC